UCUAUGUCGCAAUGUUACUGUUUUUGGUGCACAAUGGAGUUUCUCAGCUUGCUAGUGCUAGCGCUAGCACUAUGGGUACCAGACACUCAAGCAGACAGCAACCUGGAUAUCCCAUAUCCCUACAAUUGUUCUACAAGAACCACUUGCUCAAGCCUGAGGUUAAAGCUCCCAGCUGAAAAUGAGGAAUUUAAUGCCCAGCUGGCUAAUACAUCCAGCUCCACGGUCUAUUUCGAUCUAAGUAACAAACGUGGCGAUCAGUUGAUGUUAUCGAUCAGCGGCGUGAAAAAUCAACGAUUCAGGAUAAUCGUUGAGGAGCACGACCAGCACAGAUACCAGUUGGAUUUGUCGCUGGAAAAGGAACCGGAGGCCAAACACUUGGAGGUGUCCACGUCCCUCGCGGAUCAAACUACUACGAUCACCGACGACGAAGGUAACAAAGUUAUCGUGAAAAAUACACCGUUGAUGAUUGAGUUUUAUCACAAUGACGUGUUGGAACAGGUUUUUGAUGGUAACAGGAUCAUUUUUGAGAAUACCGAAGAAAGCCAAGCUUUCACCUUUGCGGUGCAAUUUAACGGUGCCAAACGUAUGAUGGGCCUGCACGAACAUGCCGAUCAUCUGAACCUGAGACACACCGCUGAUUUCAGCAUCGACCCGUACAGACUGAGAAAUACCGACUACGGUACCACCGAGUACGUCCUAGAUACCACCAGGUCCAUGUACGGAUCUAUCCCGGUCAUUUACGGAUUCGGAAAUGUUACUUCGGGUAUUUUCCAUAACAAUGCAGCUGAACAGUGGAUCGAAAUCAACACCAAAACCAACACCGCUUACUUCAUGGUGGAUGGCGGCAGGUUGGAUCUUUUUGUAUUAAUGGGGCCCACGUUGACCGAAUCUGUGAGGCAGUACGUCGAUAUUACCGGAAGACCACAUUUGCCACAGCUUUGGGCCUUGGGUUAUCACCAAUGCCGCUGGGCCUACAAUACCACCGAAGAUGUCAUGGACACCAUCAACAACUUCGACCUCUAUGAUUUCCCUCUGGACGUUUUAUGGUUGGACAUCGAGUACACCUCGAGUCGUCAAUGGUUCACCUGGAACGCAACAGCUUUCCCCGAUCCGGUAAAACUAUUGAACUGGGUGGACGACCAAGGACACCGUAAACUUGUGCCCAUUUCCGAUCCGCACAUCAAAAUUGAUCAGCAGUACAAGAUUUACACUGAUAUGCUACAGGGGGCGAUGUUUGUAAACGAUUCGACUGGAAAUGAGCCCUUUGUGGGAGAGUGUUGGCCCGGUAAUACCAGUUGGGUGGAUUAUUUGAACCCGGAGGCGAGAGAUUAUUACGCCAAGUUGCAUUUGUACGAAAAUUUCCCGUCGACCCCAGCUUUGGGAGGAUUCUGGAAUGACAUGAAUGAGCCUACGUUGUUUGACAAUUUGUAUGAAAGGACUUUGCCUUUUGAUACUUUGCACUAUGGUGGUGUAAAGCAUAGGGACGUACAUAACAUUUAUGGAAUGCUUCAGACCAUGUCAACCCAUAAGGGUCUUAUGGCGAGAGACAAUGGUACCUUAAGGCCAUUCAUCUUGUCCCGCGCCUAUUUCGCCGGCUCGCAACGUUAUGCCAAUAAAUGGAGUGGCGACAAUUGGGGAUAUUUCGAGGAUCUGAGAUUCAGUGUACCUAUGGCUUUGACCUCAAAUUUGGUCGGUUUGGCAUUUUACGGUGCCGACAUUCCCGGAUUCUCUGGGAAUGCUACUGAGGAACUACUUAUAAGGUGGUAUGAGUUGGGUAUAUGGUUGCCAUUCUUCAGGGCCCACGCCGCCCUUGGAACUCCACGUCGUGAGCCCUUCCGAUUUGGAAACGAAACCCAGAAAAUUCUCAGGGAUCACAUGCACCUCCGUUAUAAGCACUUGCCUUACUGGUACACCCUGUUCUACGAGCAUGUGAGGACUGGCGAUCCGAUUGUAAAGCCCCUUCUGUACCAGUACCCUGAGGAUCCGGUUGGGUAUGAUUUGGAGGAUGAAUUUUUAGUUGGCAACGAUAUUUUGAUCGCUUCGGUUUACGAGUCGAACGCUACAUCUGUGAACGUGUACUUCCCAGGGGAAGAAGGUUGGAUUCAGAUCAAGGGGGCAAACCAAAGCUUCGCUCAAUAUUAUCCUGGGAAAACUUUUGCUGACAUCCCUGUCGAUAUUACUUAUUCUCCAAUCUUCUACAGAAGAGGAAGCAUCAUCAACAGGAAACCACGAGUACUAAGAUCUGUAGGUGAUAUCAAAAAUGAUCCCAUAGAACUUCACUGUGCCCUUGACGAUAAUAAAAUGUGUACUGCUACUUUGUAUGUGGACGACUACGAGAGCUUCAAAUAUGUCAACGAUAAAGAGUAUAUGUAUUUGAACAUCAGCUACGAUGCCAACUCGAACUACUUAACAACUGCUUUCAUUGAUGACAGCAAUCCAGGAACCUUAACAGUCAAUCUUGACUCAAUCGUCAUUUAUGAAAAAAAUGAUAAUAACGAAAUAUUGGUGAUGAAAUAUGACUCCGACCAUACUGGGGAGAAGCUUAGGAACAUCAAUUUCUUAAAGGAAGGCAAGAUUAAACUUGCCUAAUUAAAUAAUUAGGCAAAAGUAAUAAACUCAAGAGUAAUAAAUCUUAUUUAGUAAAAAAUGGUUUU
Anthonomus grandis grandis is the source of this 2654-nucleotide messenger RNA. RefSeq names its product neutral alpha-glucosidase C-like. Bases 4 to 2589 code for a protein of 861 amino acids. The transcript has 14 exons. Gene Ontology annotation, molecular function: carbohydrate binding; alpha-glucosidase activity. Gene Ontology annotation, biological process: carbohydrate metabolic process; N-glycan processing. Lineage: Eukaryota; Metazoa; Arthropoda; Insecta; Coleoptera; Curculionidae. The record is from RefSeq and is a predicted model, not a curated record.